Pseudocercospora fijiensis CIRAD86 is the source of this 555-nucleotide messenger RNA. RefSeq lists its product as uncharacterized. Bases 1 to 555 code for a protein of 184 amino acids. NCBI's taxonomy places the organism in Eukaryota, Fungi, Ascomycota, Dothideomycetes, Mycosphaerellales, Mycosphaerellaceae. The record is from RefSeq and is a predicted model, not a curated record. The transcript has a single exon.
AUGCCUCUCAUGCCUUUCUCAGACAGCACCCUCAUCGCCAAGCCACAACCAACAGCAACACCACGACCACCACAUCCGCACCCGCUUCGAUCACACCGUUCCUCAGAGAACUUCUUGGCCCAACAGUCUUCGCAGCCGAACACCCUCAAUGACCUCGAUCCGUUCCGCACCACGAUCAACUUCAGUCGAGCCUACCUCCCGAGAAGAACCCUGCGUCGAAGAUCAAGGCAUGUCUCUUUCUCUGGAGAGACCUUCCCGUCACCGCAAAUGGCUUCAGCAGUUUUCUCAACUGAGGAGAGACUCGGCUACUCUUCCGGAACAUAUGAGCAACAACAACAACAACGGAAGGACUACCCGGUGAUUCCGACUCGACCGCCAUUGAGACCGACGGUUAGUUUUGGGAGUGUUUCCGUCGCGACUUUUACUUCGCAUGAUUCGAUUUGGGAGGAGAAGGUCGCAAUUGAAAAUCUGCGGUUCGCGGCGAAGGCGAGGAGGAGAGGUUGUUUGGCUGCUGGCAUGGCUUUCUUUGAGCACGUCAGUGGUGGGAGAGAGUAG